Molecule: messenger RNA, 1290 nt
Organism: Aspergillus oryzae RIB40
Lineage: Eukaryota; Fungi; Ascomycota; Eurotiomycetes; Eurotiales; Aspergillaceae
Product: fungal specific transcription factor domain-containing protein
Exons: 2
Coding region: 1-1290 (429 amino acids)
Biological process (GO): positive regulation of transcription by RNA polymerase II
Cellular component (GO): nucleus
Molecular function (GO): DNA-binding transcription factor activity; transcription cis-regulatory region binding
Source: RefSeq, a predicted model, not a curated record
AUGAUCUCAAUGAGUGUACCUAGGAAAAAGCAGGAGAGGGAAAUCAGCCUUCUGAUGCAUUAUGUGGACGACGUGUUUCCUCAUCAAUUCCCUAUCUAUCAUAGCCAGUUUGUGGGGAAAAGAGAAUGGCUGUUGCCCUUGCUCUCUUCAACGAGAUCGGUCUAUUACGCUACGCUGUGCCUCAGUCUACUGCACAAGGAGAAAAGCUCCAAUCUGGACCAGCCAGGGUCGGUAUCUUUCUGUCAAGAGGAGAGACUCCGAUAUUAUAUACUGGCGCUGCGAGAGACACAGCAGCUUUUACAGCAGUUGAGCCCAGUAUGUGACCUAGAAGCCAUGAGAUCCUGUGUUCCUUCCCUGGCAAGCGCUCUACAUCUGAUCAGUUAUGAGUCUUCCUGCCCUGUAUACGGGGAUUGGAAAGUUCAUCUACAAGCUGCAACAUCACUGAUCCCUAUUCUCGUAGGGGGCUGGAACAGUAUGAUUAAACCUAUCAAACAUACUUCCACCCUUUGGACAGGUUUAACCCUUUCUGAUUUCCAUGACCUCCACACAGAAGGGUCCCUCUCUUACGAAGAUGCCAGCGCCUUACGGUUUCUAACCAAUGCACUAGCUGUAACUGGCAUCCUCUCGUUCAUUUCAACCGGCCCGACAUCUGCACUAUCCGACUACCGCUACCUGAUGGAUGCCACAUGCGACAUGGUCCAGUGUGACCAGUUCCUUGGUUGCGAGAACUGGGUGAUGUCAGCUAUUCUAGACGUAGGCCUACUGGACCGGUGGAAAAGAGAAGAGGAAGGUAACCGACGCCUGAGCUUCCGGGAACUAGCAAACCGGGCCAAGAGACUCGAGGACUGUCUGGAAAACGGCAUCAGAGAGCUAUCGGCCAAAACGUCCGGCUCUUCAGAUGCAGUUAGCUCCAUUACCCGCAUUUAUGCCAGUUCCACCCUGACCUACCUCCAUUCGGUAGUUUCGGGUCUCAACCCGGACCUAAGCGAGAUACAGGAGAGUGUUUCUCGGACCAUUGAGCUCCUCAAAGAAUUAUCCAACUGGCAUCUUCUCGCCUGUCUGACUUGGCCCCUGUGUGUGACUGGAUGCAUGGCAGCACCGGAUCAUGAAGCCUUUUUUCAUAGUCUGGCUAUUUCGGCGGAGAUUAGUCCGCAUUCGUUGAGGCAUACUUGGAUUGUUUUACGGAUAUUAAAGGAUGUGGGCAAGGUUCGCGGCUCUUUGGGGGAACAGAUAUUGCCCACAUGGGAACAGAUUCUUUGUAUUGAUGGAGCUCCAAUACUACUUACAUAA